ACUCAACUCAAUCCUAAACUGAAUGUGACUCGCGCCAAAGAAUCAAAGCUUCCAUUUCAAGGAAUCAAGAACCCAAUCUCGCCGGCGGUGUUGGCGGCGGAACCCUAAUCACCAUUCAAUGGCGGAAUCCUCCUCCUCCUCCUCCUCCAUGCUCAAUGACCUUCUUGUUCGGCUAUCGAAACCAAUCUCAGAGUCUCUACUCACAACCCCUUACACUCCACACCAAGGCUCCAACGUCUCCAUCAAAGCCUUCAUCAAACCCCUCCUCUCAUUCAGAAACCCUAACAUCCAUUCUUCCAUCCAAGAUUUCGCUCUAGCGUGCGCUCUUCUCUCUUCUUCCACCCUCGAUUCUUCAGGCAUUCUCUCAUGGAUUCCCAACCACCUUUCCUCCCUCGCAACUGCUUCCUUCUUCGAGGUUUCGCGAGCCUACCUCACCGUCUUCGAUGACAGAAACUCCCGGUUUCUUGCUGAAUUGGGUUUGAUCGGUGACGUUGUUCCUCCUCCUGAGAAGAGGUUGCUGCUGGAGAUGAUGCCUGAGGUCUUGCCUGAUCUCAAGGACCGCAUUAAGGAGAGCUCCAUUGAUAAGUCUGAUGAGAAUAACGAAUUCUCAGCCGCAUCAGCGAGAGUCCCCGCUGUGUUUGCGAUUCUCGCUGCUUUUCAGUUUAGAUGGUUUGUUAUUCAGGUUGAUUAUCCUCAUUUAGGCAAGUUGUGUGGGUUGGUGAUUCCUUGUGCACUGACUGCUGUUGAUCAUUGGUCGCCGGCCGUGAAGGGUCAGGGCAUGAUUACCCUUACGUAUCUCGGAAGAAAUGUGGAUGCUGCUGAGCUUGAUCGGUAUAAGGAUGUGAUUCUUGAUGCCUGCUGCCAGAAUAUUGCUUCUGAUGAUGAAAUAUGGCACCUUGUUGUUGAGGCGUCAGUGGUUCUUGUGACUCUUACUCAGAAAAGAAAUCCACGUAGUCCAUGGUUUGAAAGGAUGCUAAAUGAGAUGUUAAGUCACUUGGAGCGCCAGCCCAGGAACAAAGAGCGCCGUAUUGCAUGGCUCAAAUCUGCCGAUCCACUCUUCAAUGGAGUUGGUCUUAUGCUUUUAGCUCACUUCAGGCGCAUUUUCCCAUUAUUUUUUCAGUGGAUGCAUGCUGAUGAUGAUGAUACCGUUAUUUUGGUUUUAAAGUGUACUUUUAUACUUUUGAGACUGACGUGGAUUAGGAAGUCACCAUAUGUUGUAAGAUUGGUAGAUGAACUCGUUCUUGUGUAUAAGGAGGCAGCAUUGAGAACAGCUCGGGAAGGGAUUAGAGCAAAUACAUGUCAGAUACUUAUCCUACUUCAAGAAAGCAAAGGCAUGCACUUUAAUGUGGCUUGGGAAAAGCAUCGACAGGAUCCAGACUUGACUACUCUUCAUCUGUCGCUAAGCAGAAGGAACAACACCAACCUUGAUACUUUGCUCUCAGAGAAGGGUCCAGCACCAGUUCAGACAUAGUUGACAACUUGACAUGCAUUUCUGAUUUUUCAAGUGACAUGGUUACCGCAAUUUGAGUUUACAUGUAUAGUUAACAAUUAGAAAUUUUGGAGCAUGAAUAAUGAAGUGAAGCUUGAAUUCUUUUA
Messenger RNA from Lotus japonicus, 1596 nucleotides. RefSeq lists its product as uncharacterized. NCBI's taxonomy places the organism in Eukaryota, Viridiplantae, Streptophyta, Magnoliopsida, Fabales, Fabaceae. The coding region runs from base 119 to 1471 and encodes 450 amino acids. The transcript has 8 exons. The record is from RefSeq and is a predicted model, not a curated record.